CCAUGCCGACCAAACCAGGAGUAAUGGUCAACGGUCAACGCAAACAUGGGGAUCUCCGUCUUUGUUGGAGAAGCUGAGACCCAUAUGCUGUUACUUGUUGGAUCUGACAGAUUUCUCAUCAAUGGCGAUCGUUUCUUCUAUCAUGUCUACUUCAGUAGAUCCUUCUUCUUCAAGAAUUUGUGUGCCUUACAAUACGCAGGAGAUCUUUGGUGACAUUGUAAAGUCGAAGCCGACAUAUCUUAGAUUUUGUACCUCUUCAAGGCUUAUAUCUUCCAGAAGAUGUGGCAAGUGGAGACUAGUGGCUUCGGGGGUGCCACUAAAGGUUACCCGUGAAGAAAAACACGAGAAUCUUGUGAUUUCUUCACCAAAUAAAGAACAUGACAUAUUUGAAGAAAUUAAGCAUCGGUUCCUGACCUUUAAGAAAGACAAAUACAUGGAGAACGUGGAGCGGUUUCAGAGUCUAGCCAAGAGCCAAUCCCCAAAGUUUAUGGUGGUAGCUUGUGCAGAUUCAAGGGUUUGCCCUUCAGCAAUCUUAGGGUUUCAACCAGGAGAAGCAUUUACCGUUCGUAACAUUGCAAAUAUUGUACCCACUUACGAGAGUGGUCCAUCUGAAACAAAGGCUGCAUUGGAAUUCGCUGUAAACUCUGUGCAAGUCGAGAACAUUCUUGUGGUCGGGCAUAGUCGCUGUGGAGGCAUCCGUGCCUUAAUGACUAUGGAUGAUGAUGAAACAGAAGAAGACAUAGACUCAAGGAGCUUCAUAAAAAACUGGGUCGUUGUCGGGAAAACCGCAAGAUCAAUCUCGAAAUCAGCUGCCUCUGGACUCAGCUUUGAUCAACAAUGUCAGCAUUGCGAAAAGGAAUCUGUGAACUGUUCGUUGCGGAAUCUAUUGUCGUAUCCAUGGAUAGAAGACAAGGUGAAGAAUGGGACUUUAUCGAUCCAUGGUGGCUAUUACGACUUCACUGAGUGCACGUUCGAGAAAUGGACGGUGGAUUAUAAGGAAAGAAGCCGCGUGGAGAGUAGAUUAGCGGUUAAGGAUCGGUCCUUUUGGAGCUGAACGAAUUUGGUUUAUUCGAUAUUUAAAAAACUAUUGAUACCGAUCAGAUUCUAAAUUCGAGUUUGGUUUGGUUUUGAGUGUGAAAUUUCGGUAGCUUUUUGAUUCGAUUCUAUUUUUUUUUUGUAACUUUU
This is a messenger RNA of Eutrema salsugineum, 1185 nucleotides long. Its product is annotated as beta carbonic anhydrase 5, chloroplastic. The transcript has 11 exons. The coding region runs from base 122 to 1054 and encodes 310 amino acids. Gene Ontology annotation, biological process: carbon utilization. The record is from RefSeq and is a predicted model, not a curated record. Lineage: Eukaryota; Viridiplantae; Streptophyta; Magnoliopsida; Brassicales; Brassicaceae. Gene Ontology annotation, molecular function: carbonate dehydratase activity; zinc ion binding.